AUGGACAUUAAACCAAAAGAACAAACCAAUCUAGUUGGUGAAUCAAUGUCCAGUAUCAAUAUAUCCAUGAAUAAAGGACGUUUCUCUCCAAACAAAGCUAAUUCAAGUAGCGGGCUAUGGUCUCAGUGGAUCAGAUAUCAAGUGAAACAUUAUAUGAUUCUGGAAGGACUCUUCCUCAUUUCUAUUCUAUUUCUUCUAAUCAAUUCUUAUAAUGUCUCUACUCAAAAUCACGAAACUAAUGAAAUGAUCUCAAACCUUCAAAACCGGGUCGCAUUUUUAGAAAACCAACUCAAUAUCAGUACGAAUUUUGAAACUUUCAAUGAAAUUUAUCCUGAAAAGGAAGAGGAGAAACCAAUCGAAAAGAAAGUUGUGAUUGAGGAUAUUGAAGAACCAAAAACUGCAAACGAAUCCAUUUCGGUCCAAGAGAAUCUCUCUACUUCAACUCCUAUUCCGGUUAUUUCAAAUGACUCAGUUCCCUUCAAUGCAGCAGAUAUAAUUCUUGGUGCAUCGAUUGACUAUGACCAAUCAUCCCAAGUCAUUUCUACUCGAGAAGGAUUCCUUGGUGACGUCGAAAACUUCUUCGGAACGGUUCAAAGUGACUAUGUUCUACUCGAUCGUGAUGAGUUGCCACUGAAUAAAGCAUGGUGUUCACUUGAGAAAUACCCAAUUCUAACUGUAAACUUAGCGAAACCGAUCAGGUUGAAUUCAGUCUCUUAUCAACACUUGAAAUGGAAUGGAACAAUUCCAGUAGAUGCACCAAAAUUAUAUGAAAUCAUGGCUUGUCUCAAUUCAAAUUGUGAGAAGUGGGAGCUUCUUGCUUCCAAUUGUGAAUACAAAAUGACGGAUGAGGAAAAUCAAGAACAAAACUGCACAAUCGUUGAACAACUCAAUUGGUAUCCAAUCAAUAAAAUCCGAAUCCGUUUCGUUGAAAAUCAAGGGAAUGUAAACAAAACAUGUGCAUAUCUUGUACGUGUUUAUGGAGAGCCAAUAGAAUUUGAAAAAGAAGAAGAAAAAGAAGAAAAAGAAAAAGAUUCAAAAAGCCAGAUGAGUGAUGAGGAGAGGCAGAUCAAACAACUCGAGAAAAUUAUGAAUGAAAAAAAGAAAAAGAAAGAAAAAGAAGAUGCGAAUUUGCAACAUUGUACUCAAUUGAAAUGGUUUCAUGAUAAUGCUCGAGUACUGUACAAUGCGAAGACGGAGAAGAACUGUGUUCCACUUUACUCAAAGAAUUGCUGUUCAGUGUGUCCAGAAUGUUGUCUGGAAUGCGAGAUGUCUCUUGGACUGUACAAUACUCUCUUGGCUCUCUCUAUCUUAUUCGGACCUACUUUGAUCAUCAUCGGGUUGUAUUUCGUUCUUCGUUCUUUCCAAUAUAUGUGA
Molecule: messenger RNA, 1374 nt
Organism: Caenorhabditis remanei
Lineage: Eukaryota; Metazoa; Nematoda; Chromadorea; Rhabditida; Rhabditidae
Exons: 5
Coding region: 1-1374 (457 amino acids)
Biological process (GO): nuclear envelope organization
Cellular component (GO): meiotic nuclear membrane microtubule tethering complex; nuclear envelope
Molecular function (GO): protein-membrane adaptor activity
Source: RefSeq, a predicted model, not a curated record